AUGUCUCGCCCGGAUGUCAGGGGCUUAGGGUUUCAACAAGGGUCGGGGUUUGAUCUGGGCCUGGGCUUGUUUUCAAAUCCUGCCCAACAACCAAGCACAACUGAAACACCACAGGCAUCUAGUUCAUCAUCAUCAUUAUCUGAGUCAAGUUUUGUCGAAGGCUCGACUAAAUCACCUUACGGUGGAUCAAACAAUAAGCCUAAUAUUGACACUAAACAAACAUCUGAAUUACCGGUGAUUGGCGAGCUAGAGCACCUUGGUAGUGAUGUAAUUAAGGACGCAGAGUCGGCGUUAGAACAGACCGCAACUGCUGUUACACACCCUAUGCUACCAACCAUAGAAUCAUCAGGGUCGGUUUCAUCUUUCUCGGGCUCAGGUCCCACACAAAGUCCAACUAAAUCCACGCCCGAUAGGCUGUCUACUACUGAAUCCAGUCCUGUCGAUAAUCUCAAGUUUAAUCCUGUAUCUAAUCCGGACGCCCAACAAUCGGUGCUAGGUGAUUUAUGGAAUCUAGGUGGCGGUUUACUUGGGGGAGUGGGACAGUUGGCUAACACUACCGUACAGGGUGUGGGUUCAACUGUCAACACCACUAUAACGGAUAUUACCCAACCUUACAGUUCACCCAAGACAUGGAUCGAGAAGUUAUAUCUUUGGGAGCAACAGUCUGUGCUAGCUCAAAUACCAUUCGCGCAUCAAUUGUGCAUGAAAGUAUUAAACUUUAUUCAAUCCGCUGAUCAAGCGCCAGGACUACCUUCGCUGACAAUGCGGGCACUCGUACCCGACCUCUUGGAUUCAGUGGAAGCCAUUUUGGCCAAGAUACCCGGACUCGAACCCAUACUUAACAGUGUUAUUGACCUUCUGUGUCAGCGCCAGGACUACCUUCGCUGA
Messenger RNA from Medioppia subpectinata, 888 nucleotides. Lineage: Eukaryota; Metazoa; Arthropoda; Arachnida; Sarcoptiformes; Oppiidae. The record is from the annotation of a GenBank genome assembly.